AUGAUUGUGUCCGCUAUAAUUAAGCUUGCAUAUCAAUAUGAUCAACUAUUAACUUCGUAUCUACAGUCAAAUUCAUUCACCAGUAACUUGUUGGCUACUCCGAUCUCGAAAUUGAUUACUGAGUUUUUAAUCAUUGUAUUUAUUGUUUUGUUCAGUUACGAAACCAUUUAUUGGAGUGGGAUAUAUUUGAAACUAUGGGAUUAUCAUGCCAAAGAUAUCUUUACAGAAGUCCCCAUCCACUGUUCACACGUUUACAUUAGAUUGAAUUUUGUUGAUUCGGAGAACAUUGAACUAUUGGAUCAAUAUUAUCAAUUGAAAUCCAAUUCAACAAUAUUGUUAUCCAAAUUUCACGACCAUUUUAACUUUAAUGUCAAUUUUGAUCUUGCUGGUGACUUUAACAAUUGGAAAAAGUUAAAUUCAUUGAGUCGAGAAGUUUUCAAAUUGCAAAAAUUUAUCAAAUACUACUUUGAAUUUAGCCCAGAGGAUUUUGAAAUGAACGAAGAACCAGAAUUCGGUAGCACUAUCAUUCAUUUACGAGGUAGAGUACUAAACCUUAUCAAUGAUUCUGAGUAUUUACGUCAAUUUAACCAGUCAAGUGGAAUAAAAUCCGAUAACAGUAGCGACAAUAACAAAAACGAAUUGACCGUCGAUAAUGUGAAAAUCUACAAUAAUAAAAAUAUUGAGGUCGGCACUCAUGAAAAUGACAACUAUUUAAGUAAAUGCAAUAUUGAAACUGGUAAUACAAUUGAUGUGGUUGUUGUUAUAUAA
Messenger RNA from Candida albicans SC5314, 768 nucleotides. RefSeq lists its product as uncharacterized. NCBI's taxonomy places the organism in Eukaryota, Fungi, Ascomycota, Pichiomycetes, Serinales, Debaryomycetaceae. The transcript has a single exon. The record is from RefSeq and is a predicted model, not a curated record. Bases 1 to 768 code for a protein of 255 amino acids.